Messenger RNA from Hibiscus syriacus, 543 nucleotides. RefSeq lists its product as uncharacterized. The transcript has a single exon. The record is from RefSeq and is a predicted model, not a curated record. NCBI's taxonomy places the organism in Eukaryota, Viridiplantae, Streptophyta, Magnoliopsida, Malvales, Malvaceae. Bases 1 to 543 code for a protein of 180 amino acids.
AUGAAGAACAAGCCAUCUGUUUUCUUGAAGCAGAUAACAUCUUCCGUGCUGUCCAGUUCUGUUGCCAAAAUCAAAUCCAUGGCAGCCAAGGGGAAAAUGAGUGAAGCUAAAGCCAGGCUCAUCAUUUCAACACUGAUGAAAAGGACGAAGACUGUUUUGCUCGGUUCAAUCUCCAACAGGAUCCAUGAACUCCUUGGCGACAAGGAGAUCAACCAAGAUCAGCAUGAACAAGACGAUCAAAGCAAAGCCAUUGUUCCAUAUUCCUACGACUUCACGUCCAAUUAUGGUGACGACGAUGACGAUAAAUACCCCGACCUGACGCACUCCUUGUUCGACGAGGAAUUGGAGUUGAAGGCGGUGGCUCACGGCGGAUCCAUCGUGGAGAUGGUGAAGAACUCGAAAGAGGAAGGAGAGGAUUUCCGGUUGGAAGACAAGAUCGAUCACAUUGCGGACUUGUUCAUCACCAGGUUCUACAAACAAAUGCGCCUGCAAAAGCUAUCGUCUUUCAAGAAGCAUCAAGAGAUGAUGGAGAGAAGCGUUUAG